GCAAUGGCAACAGUGGUAGACGAUUCCAGUUCCCGCCUUUGCUUUAGCUUCUCCAAUUUUUAUUUCACGUUGAUUUGAGUCCAUUUGACACAUCUUGAAUUAUAGAAUAUAGACGCCAAAUAGGCAAAUAAUUUUUUGGCUAAAAAUGUUCUCUAGAAAGAAAAGGUUGAAGAAAAAAUCAAAAGUGUUAACUGAAGACGAAACAGUCGUGAAGAAGGCGAAUAUUCAAGAAAAUCCUCUUGGACAUUUGAUAGCGUUUCAGUCUUUUUCGCGAAAUGGGUUAGAGGUUCAAUUUAAAUGUUGUAAAGUCUCCCAACUUGACCAAGCUACAAUUGAUUGGUCAUUUGACCUGUUGAAAAGGAACAUGAAACAAAUGUAUGAAGAUAGUGCUUGGGGCUGGAAUGAGAAAGAGAAGUUAUUAGAAAUGACUGAAGAUUCUGCUUGGUAUUUGGUUGCCUUUACAAAAGAGGGUAAUCCAAUAGCUUUUUCUCAUUUCCGGUUUGACAUGGACUAUGGCUUUCCUGUUUUAUAUUGCUAUGAAUUGCAAUUGGAAAUGGAAUGCAGAAAGAAGGGACUUGGUCGAUUCAUGCUUCAAAUUUUGGAGCUGAUGGCCUUUACUGCCAACUUGAAGAAAGUUGUGCUUACUGUAUUCGUGCACAAUUUUAAUGCAGUUGGAUUUUUCAAAAACCUUGGAUAUUCUGUUGAUGAAACCAGCCCAGAAAACACACUUGAAGAACAAUUUGAUUAUGAAAUUUUGAGUAAAUGUAGAAAAAGUACAACAAAAAAUUAACAUGACCAGGCCACAUGUGUAUAAAAGUUGAUCAUUUUUUUUACCAACUAAAAAGUUCUUAACCGUGUUUUUUUUCACCCAAUCCAUCCCAUCAUCAUAACAUCAAUAGCGGAACACAUAUAUACCAAUAUCAAACUCCG
Molecule: messenger RNA, 930 nt
Organism: Daphnia pulicaria
Lineage: Eukaryota; Metazoa; Arthropoda; Branchiopoda; Diplostraca; Daphniidae
Gene: Naa40
Product: N-alpha-acetyltransferase 40-like
Exons: 5
Coding region: 146-790 (214 amino acids)
Cellular component (GO): nucleus
Molecular function (GO): histone H4 acetyltransferase activity; protein N-terminal-serine acetyltransferase activity; histone H2A acetyltransferase activity
Source: RefSeq, a predicted model, not a curated record